Molecule: messenger RNA, 1635 nt
Organism: Schizosaccharomyces cryophilus OY26
Lineage: Eukaryota; Fungi; Ascomycota; Schizosaccharomycetes; Schizosaccharomycetales; Schizosaccharomycetaceae
Exons: 1
Coding region: 1-927 (308 amino acids)
Source: RefSeq, a predicted model, not a curated record
AUGAACCACAUACUCACUAUCCUUUCAUUACUCAUCUUAUCUUUUGAUUCAGCGUAUUCUGUAGAGACAUACCUGAGACGAGGUUUUGAUAACAGCACUGUAUGGAAUACGAUACAUGAUUGCAUUUCACGACACUUCAAUGGAAAAACUAUUGUUGACCGUGUAUCAAGUACACACGACAGAUUUGCAUUAUGGAUCGAUUCCGGAAACAAUAUCGACUACGUUGUCACCGGUAAUGUUACAGAUGCAAUACUUCGGUGUAUUUAUGAUAAACACCCUAAUGUUACUAUAGAUGUCCAUUUACAUAAUCAGUUCGCUGUAGCAGGGUCGCGUUAUUCUGAUACAGAUGUCAGCGACUUCUAUGACUAUUUCGGCCAUGGAUAUCCGAUUGACUAUGAUCCAGAUUAUUCAAGUGAAGAGUACGGUGAUGUGGACUCUGAUGUUGAACACGCGCAAAAUGAUGGCAAUUCUAACACUGACUACAGUACUUUAGCUGUCAGUAAUCAGGGGAGUAAGCCUGAUUCUAUGGGUAAACCCAGGCAGAAUAGAGAACAUCUCACCAUAUCUUGGUAUGGAAAAGGAGGCGACCAAGACUUUCUCGGAAGUAACGUAGAUGCAAAGACUACAUUACAAUGUGGUAUGUGUUAUAGCAUACCAAAUAGAAUAGCUAGCAGUCUUUUAGUAUCUAACCAACAAGGCUAUGAGAUAGACUUGAUGUUUGGGCCUCACCAUGCGUGUCGAUAUAGAUCAUCUAAUGGCUCAAGGUUCACUGCAGGUAAAACAGCCAAGGCAGGAACUAAUGAACCAACAGAUGUCGACUAUAGAGUUGGAUCAUUUUGGACACAAUGUAACUCUCAAGACGGCUGGCCUAAUGCUGACACCGGAAGCAAAGUGUCUCGGGAGGUAAUAUGGUUAAAUAAACGCUAGUUCAACCAAAUCUCGUAGUUAAACUUAUUUGUGAUCUCUGUGCAAAUUGCGCUACAGUUUGCUACCCAUCGUUCAUUUCUGCCUGUUCAAAGCUUUGCCAGAAUCCUCAUGUGUGUUUUGUUCAUGUGUUCUCUGUCAAGACUUUCGCCAACUGACUGUCUUUACCUUGUCUAUCUCUAUCUAUCUCUAUCUCUAUGUCUAUGUCUAUGUCUAUGUCUAUGUCUAACUGGUUCUUUUUCUAAUUAAUUUAAUUUACGAAUUUGAAGCGAAUAUUCAUAAUGAUUAGUUUAUUACUAUUUCCAUCUCUGUAAACUACCCAAGUCCUUGCUUGGGUUCUCUUAUUUUAAAAGAGUUUAACCCGAAACAACAGACAGGGAUAAUGGGACACAAAUGACAAAAUGAAAUAUUCCAAUUGAGGCAACUUGUGCACCACCCCUACUCCCUACUCGUCAAGGUAUGGACAGUUUGUAACUCAAAGAGUGUCUUCUGUCAUUCUGUGUCAUCUAUUUUGAUAACCCCACUAAGUAGUCGUCAACUGAAUUAAACAUUUUUACAGGAAUUAUUGCUAGGAUAAAGGCUCUUUCAUUACUUUUGGAAUUCAUAUCAAGGGAUGAAAAUUCAAUUUUUCUAUAUCAGUGAAUAAUAAUUACGAUGUAAAUAGCGCUUGACUGGUCCAGUUCUAAAUAAAAUUUUAUGAAGCCUUUCCUG